AUGGCUUUGAAAGGCUAUGAUGAGUACUAUGAACGACUCUCGACACUGGGCGAUGAACUCAACGGCGACAUUCGCUUUCCAAACUCCAUAAUGUUCACGUCUACCGGCGCAAUAAAUGACUGGGUCGCCAAGGGACACGAAGACUUUUUCCCUGCUGAGGUCAGGCUCAUAAUGCAACGAAAUUUGAAUGGUUCAUUUGGCUGUGAAUAUCACAGAGAUGAAAGCGGCAAGGUCGUGGCGUGUGAUUCAUGGAGCUUUUUCAAAUUGAAACGCAUAUGGAAAACUCCCAACUCAUUGAAGGUAUAUGACGAGUGGCUCCAGCUUGCCAUAUUUGUGCGAAGGAAUUGGGUAACCUCGAAGCAAUUCGUUCUCUUUCUGGACUGUCCAAAUUAUGUGAUCGAGCAGCUUCAAACAUGCUUGCCAAAAGUUCACAGGAGCGACCCCUAUGCGUGGCAUUCUUUGUUCGUCGGUGAGAUGAGGAAAAUAUAUGACCAGGCCAUUUGGGAUCUUCGAGGAGUUGUGUGGGAGGUUGAAAUGUACCAGAAGGAUCUGGAGGCAUUCCAGCCCCAGUUCAUCCUUCUGCACGACCUUUCAAGGCACAUCAGUCAUUCCAAAGAAAUACUCGAUGUGGCCUUGGACACCGUGGAUAGCAUAACCCAUCAAUACUCCCUGCUGGACGAACACCAUCCCGCUCCUGAAACAAGGCUUCGAUGGCAAUCUCGUGAUAUUGAGCAACAACUCUAUUUUGCAAUGAAAAGUCUGCGCUCAACCAAACUGAGGUGUAUUUCACUCAGCGAACGACUGCAAAACGAGAUCAACUUGGCAUUCAAUAUCGUGGCUCAAAGAGAUAACGAAGUGUCGAUUCAAAUGGCAAAACAUUCGCUGACGGAUAAUACCAUGAUGAAGACAGUAGCUAUUGUCAGUUUGGUUUACCUUCCAGGUACCUUCGUAUCAGGAAUCUUCGGCAUGAACUUCUUCGACUUUGAUGGGCUCAGUGACAAAGCUGGCAUGAGCGUUUCACGGCACUUUUGGGUAUAUUGGAUAAUCACAAUCGGAUUGACGCUUGCCACAAUCAUGAUCUGGCUGCUUUGGUUCAACGGGAAAGACAUCAAGCGCGUGUUGGGGAAAAGAAAGCGUAGAGGCCAGACGAAUGAAGGAUAG
Messenger RNA from Penicillium brevicompactum, 1161 nucleotides. RefSeq lists its product as uncharacterized. Gene Ontology annotation, cellular component: membrane. Gene Ontology annotation, biological process: transmembrane transport; metal ion transport. The transcript is spliced from 7 exons. The record is from RefSeq and is a predicted model, not a curated record. Lineage: Eukaryota; Fungi; Ascomycota; Eurotiomycetes; Eurotiales; Aspergillaceae. Bases 1 to 1161 code for a protein of 386 amino acids. Gene Ontology annotation, molecular function: cobalt ion transmembrane transporter activity; magnesium ion transmembrane transporter activity; cobalt ion binding.